This is a messenger RNA of Peniophora sp. CBMAI 1063, 318 nucleotides long. The record is from the annotation of a GenBank genome assembly. NCBI's taxonomy places the organism in Eukaryota, Fungi, Basidiomycota, Agaricomycetes, Russulales, Peniophoraceae.
AUGUCAGCAGCCCCAGACCAGACAGACGUGUCGAUUCCUGAUCCUCCGGAUAGCGCGGGUUAUCAGGUGUUCGGAUGGGUGUGCAAUGGGGAGGAGCGGGAUAAGGCGAUCAAUUUCAACAAGUACAUCAAGGAGAAAACGGACAACGAGUAUGCCGAACGGGAUGAGACGAACGCUGUCUAUGUUGUUAUGUGUAUGCACUGGCCAGGAUUACGGGGUUUAGACAUCGGAACUUACCCGGUCUCCGUGGAACGGGCCGCAAGAGAACUGCAGAUGGGCGACCCGAGGUGGCACGAGGUCCAACUCUCUCAACGUUAG